AUUGACCAUUUAACCAUAUUUCUUUAUAAGAAUCAAACUGUCACGCUAAUUUUACCGUAUAAAAGCACAUCCUUGGAUGUAUAUAAAUCGAUAAAAAUAUAAUCAAAAUAUGUAACGAUGGUUCAUGGUACUAGUACAAAAAAAUGAAAAAAGUAAAUGAUCGAACCACAAAUUGACGUGUCACGGUAUUCUGGCUCGUCCAAGCUGUCACUCGAGACUGUAGAACUGAACGCAAACACAAGUCACGUGACCAGACCGACCUUUUGGCACCGAACCUGCUGUCUGUUUCAAUUCACUGACACAACCCAAAUGUUAAACCUUUCUUAAUUUAACGUUCUUUCUUUCUUUUUGUCGGAUUCUAUUAAUUUCAUAUCGUCUUCUAUGACAAGCCAUCAAACAAAACAAAAAAAAAAAAGGAGAAAACGAGUAAAGAGGAAGAAGAAUAUUUCACCUCUUGUUUUGGCUUCCUCCUCAAGCCACUUUGAUUACUCUUUCUCUUCCCUCGAAAAACCUUUUUAAUCGUUUGGUAAUCAUCCUCCAUUAAAGCCUCUCACGGAAGCUCCCACGAGAAUACCUUUGUUUCCCACCACACAGCUUCACUUGCCUCCCCUCUCUCACGAGAAAUCAGAAAAUAAACCCACUUUACAGAUUGUCUCUGUACUUCCAUUUCUUAUAUAUAUAUAUUUUUUUGGUAAACUUCCAUUUCUUAUAUUAUUGACGAGAUACCAAGCAUAUCUCGGUUUCCUAUUUCCUAUUCUGUAACGCAUUUACUAUAAUUAGAGUAUCGUAUCACGUUACAUUCCUCUCCAAUAUCGCAUUGCUUUGUAUAUAUUCAUGACCUUAUGGUCUGCGAAUAUGAUCAGAACUUUCUCAAUCUUUCUCUGGUUAUUCAUAUAUAAAUCAUAGUCUCUGUUUCUUGAAGCUGAAUCAGCUACUUUAGAAGAAGAAGAUGAGAUUUACACAGUUGCUUUGGUGUUUACUGCUUCUACUUGGAUUCGGAUUCUUAGCGGAGGCGAUUCUCGACCCUGUUGAUUUCUUGGCUCUGCAAGCCAUUCGUAAAUCUCUCGAUGAUUUGCCAGGUUCCAACUUCUUCCGGUCUUGGGACUUCACCUCCGAUCCCUGCGGCUUCGCCGGCGUCUACUGUGACGGCGACAGAGUGGUUUCCCUCAACCUCGGUGAUCCCAGAGCCGGGUCACCCGGUUUAUCCGGUCGAAUCAACCCGGCGUUAGGCAAACUCUCUGCUCUCACGGAGCUCUCCAUUGUCCCCGGCAGAAUCAUGGGCGCUUUACCGGCGACGAUCUCUCAGUUAAAAGACCUCCGUUUCCUCGCUAUCAGCCGGAAUUUCAUCUCCGGCGAGAUUCCGGCGAGCCUCGGCGAAGUUCGCCGUCUCAGAACACUCGAUUUGAGCUACAAUCAGCUCACCGGAACCAUUCCGCCGGCGGUCGGAUCUUUACCGGAGCUCUCCAAUUUGAUUCUCUGCCACAAUCACUUAACCGGAUCGAUCCCUCCGUUUCUCUCACAAACCCUGACCCGAAUCGACCUCAAACGCAACAGCCUCACCGGCUCACUCUCUCCCGCCUCUUUCCCUCCGUCUCUGCAGUACCUCUCACUUGCAUGGAACCAGUUAACCGGACCCGUGGACCAGGUUUUACUUCGAUUAAACCAGCUUAACUACCUUGAUCUCAGCUUAAACCGGCUAACCGGCACAAUUCCCGGUCGAAUCUUGGCCUUUCCAAUUACAAGCCUCCAAUUACAACGCAACUUCUUCUACGGAUUGAUUCAACCGGCGGAUCAAGUAAAUAUUCCAACUGUGGAUCUCAGCUACAAUAGAUUCUCCGGUCAGAUAUCUCCGCUUCUCUCAAGCGUUGAGAAUCUCUACCUGAACAGCAAUCGGUUCACCGGAGAAGUCCCGGCGAUCUUCGUGGAGAGGCUGUUAUCAGCGAGCAUACAGACGCUGUAUCUUCAGCAUAACUUCCUGACUGGAAUACAGAUUAGUCCGGCGGCGGAAAUCCCGGCGAGCAGCUCGCUGUGUUUGCAGUAUAACUGCAUGGUUCCGCCUAUACAGACGCCGUGCCCGCUUAAGGCCGGCCCACAGAAGACUAGGCCCACUACACAAUGCAACGAAUGGCGAGGCUAAUGUGUCGCAUUACGCUUUCUUGUGGAUGAUUUUUGGGUGAUAAUAUUUAUUAUGUUAUAUGGUCCUUCUUAUUUCAUUUUGUUAUAGUUUCUUUUUUUUUUUUUUUUUUUUUUUUUUUUUUUCUGAAGGGCAGUUGUGUUGAAAAGGAAAAGAGAAAACAAAAACGAUUUGUGAAUUCACUAAGGUAGUUUGGUGUUAUUCAAUAGUGGAUUUAAAAUUAGUUUUAUAGGUUUUAUAAUCCGUUGUUAUUCAAUGAUUGAAAUAUUUGUUAUUACA
Brassica rapa (field mustard) is the source of this 2413-nucleotide messenger RNA. Its product is annotated as LRR receptor-like serine/threonine-protein kinase ERL1. Gene Ontology annotation, molecular function: protein binding. NCBI's taxonomy places the organism in Eukaryota, Viridiplantae, Streptophyta, Magnoliopsida, Brassicales, Brassicaceae. The record is from RefSeq and is a predicted model, not a curated record.